AUGGCAAAAAGCCUACGGAGCAAAUGGAAGCGGAAGAUGCGCGCAGAGAAGAGGAAGAAAAAUGCUCCUAAGGAGCUGGCUCGUCUGAAACAAGCUCUGAAUCUGGACAAGAAAGGAGAAGCUGCCAUGACUGAUGUGCAGGAAAUCGCCACUGUGGUGCCAGCUGACAAGAUCAAGAAGACGGAUGUUGACAUGGCAGAGGCAGAGGGUGACGAUGGGAAGAUGGACAUGGAUAGCAAGCGCAACAAGGCAACACUGUUGGAUGAAAAUGGACAGUACCCUGCGUGGAUGAGCCAGCGGCAGGCCAAGAAACUGAAAGGCAAACGGAUGGCGAAGAAAGGCGGCAAGGGCAAGAAGAAGGGUAUCGCCUGGUGAACCUGAGGAGACCAAAAGACCUUUGCUUUGCUUUAAAGACUUUUGAUGCAGAAACACAGGAGGAUCAUUUCAUGUAUUGAUUAAUGCGUGAUAACUGUCACCUUCUGUUAUUGGAUCUCAUUCACUUCAGUGGAUUACAAGAUUCAUGGUCGUGCCACAGAGCCUGUUAUUGUAAAGUAAUUCACUGAAGGAGCGUGUUUGUUCUUAUGGAACAGCAGCACCACCUUAAUGUUAGGAGGCAAGUUUUAACAAAAUAAGACUCGUACAAAAUGUGUCUCCCCUUAGCUCGUCUUAAUACAUCAUAACAGUGCAGGUGAUAGGUAUAUAUUCUCUACUACAAUUUAAAUCUUUUCAUAUUCUGAUAAAAAAAAAAAUGAUUUACAGAUUCAUGUCUUGCAUUGUUCAAUAUAGGUAUUUGGUUAAAGGGGCAGCCUCGUGGCUCAGGUUCAACUUGAGGGAGACUGAGGACAUUUGUUGCAUUUUCUCUGCUCAUUUCGUGUUAUCUCUGUUGUCAGACUUUAAAUUAAUGCAGAAUAUUUUUCAGAUUUUGCUGCAUUUGCCACGAUAUAGAAGGUAUAUGCAAAACCAUUAUUGAAUGAACUGUGUUGUAGAUAAACCUUUCACAUGUAAAAACA
Messenger RNA from Seriola dumerili (greater amberjack), 1010 nucleotides. It is a transcript of the gene llph, whose product is annotated as LLP homolog, long-term synaptic facilitation. The record is from RefSeq and is a predicted model, not a curated record. Gene Ontology annotation, cellular component: nucleolus. Gene Ontology annotation, biological process: dendrite extension. Gene Ontology annotation, molecular function: RNA binding. NCBI's taxonomy places the organism in Eukaryota, Metazoa, Chordata, Actinopteri, Carangiformes, Carangidae.